Molecule: messenger RNA, 5119 nt
Organism: Grus americana (Whooping crane)
Lineage: Eukaryota; Metazoa; Chordata; Aves; Gruiformes; Gruidae
Gene: COL20A1
Product: collagen type XX alpha 1 chain
Exons: 40
Coding region: 371-4774 (1467 amino acids)
Molecular function (GO): protein binding
Source: RefSeq, a predicted model, not a curated record
AUCAAUGUGCAGCUUCUUAGACAUAUUUUUAGCAUUUAGUUAGCAAAAACACUAAAAGCUAUUUACUUUUUUUCAUAGGAGCAGUCUCUUGCUUGUCAUGCACGCUUUCUUUAGCUGCACGUAGGGGCCAAGCAGUGCUCUCUGCUGCAUGGUGAGAGGGAGGUGGGGGAAAUCGCUGUCCCUCUCCCCCUGCUCUCCCUCCCCUUCCUUACCCCUCCUGACGUCUGGGAAUUGAAAUCUCUCAUCACGCCGAGGAGCAGACGAGGCGCCAGGGCAGCUUCUCCCACGAUGUAAGAACGUAGCUGGAUUCGCCGCACCUCCCGGCUGACUCCAGGGGAAGCCGCGCCGCUCCACAGAGGUCCCGGUCACCAUGCUGAUUCGCACUUGUUUCUUUUUUGCCUGCCUGCCUGUGGCAAGCCAUGUCUGGGGACGAGUGGGCCAAGGGUCAGGCCGGCUGAAGCUCACUGUCCUUUCAGAAGAGAGGCUCCAAAUGAAAUGGAAAGAGACCGAAGGGAACAUCAACGGUUACAAAAUUCGGGUGAAGCCCAUGGCAGGGGACUCAGAGCAAGAAGUCAUGCUGAAAACCAAGACUCCCAAAGCCACAGUGGGGGGGCUGAGCCCUACCAAGGAGUACACGCUGCAGGUCUAUGUGCUCAACGGCUCCCAGGAAGCCCUGUUUGCCAAGAGGAAAUUUGUGAUAGAGGAGCUAAAAAAUGCAUCCCAGACUAGAAAUAACCGAAGAAACUCAGGAGCUGCAUCAGGAAAGAAUCUCACCUCUUCGGGGAGCUCAGCAGCCGAGGCCACCCCACCACCCCUGAACACUGUCUUGACACAGUCAGCAAAGGACAGAGCUGAAAAGAAAAGGCAGAAGGUGACUCAGCCAAAGGGCUCAGGAGAAACCACAAGAAAUCAUCCCAGUGUGGAGGCCAGUGUGACAGAAGCAACACCAACAACCACAAGAUCAGCCCAGCGCACUCCUGCAAACUCGGAGCGAGAGUCUUUAGGAAAAGAAAAACCCACAAAGGAUUCAUUGAGGCGAGGCUCCCAGUUUCAGUGCGACACAUCUGCAAUGACUGAUAUCAUCCUGCUUGUGGAUGGAUCCUGGAGCAUCGGACGCAACAAUUUCAAGCUGAUUAAGGAGUUUCUGAGCAAUUUGAUUUCCCCAUUCAGUAUUGCCCAAGACAAGAUAAGAGUAGGGCUGUCCCAGUACAGCAGCGAUCCCCGCACAGAGUGGGAUCUGAGCGCUUACUCUACGAGGGACCAAGUGCUGGAGGCCGUGAGGAAUUUGCGGUACAAGGGCGGCAACACCUUUACAGGUCUGGCACUGACCCAUGUCCUGGAGCAGAAUCUGAAACCAGAUGCUGGUGCCCGGCUGGAGGCUGAGAAGUUGGUAAUACUCCUGACUGAUGGAAAAUCCCAGGAUGAUGCCAACCUAGCUGCUCAGACCUUGAAAAACCUGGGCAUAGAGAUAUUUGCCAUUGGGGUGAAGAACGCGGAUGAGGCAGAGCUGAAGCAGGUGGCCUCAGAGCCCUUGGAGCUCACAGUCUACAAUGUGCUGGAUUUCCCACUGCUGAGCUCUCUGGUUGGCAGGCUCACCCAGGUCCUGUGCACCAGGAUCAAAGAGAAGAGCAACAAGGAAAAGUCAGGCAGCACUGUUAAAGAUAUCCCUGUGAACACGGGUCCCCAGCUGAGCCCAACUGACCUUAAAAUAUCGGCUGUGACCUCUAAGAGCAUGCACUUGACCUGGAGUCCUCCUCUGAGACCACCAAAGAAAUAUCGGAUUGUGUAUUCUCCAUCUAAGGGUGGUAUCCCCAAAGAGGUGGUUUUAGAUGGAGCAGUCACCUCUUUGCGGCUUUCCAAUUUGACCUCGCACACGGAGUAUCUGGUGUCAGUGUUUCCUAUUUAUGACACAGCUGUUGGGGACGGGCUGAGAGGCAUCACCUCCACAUUGCCUUUGUCUUCCCCUCGCUCCCUGCGUGUCUCUGAGCUGAGCCACAACAGCAUCAGGCUGAGCUGGAAGGCAGCCCAGGGAGCCACGCAGUACCUGGUGCUCUGUUCCGCAGCCCCCGAUGGAGCAGAGGACUAUACUACAGAGGUGAAGGUGGCCCAGCCUGAGGUCCUGCUGGAUGGGCUCUCGCCCAGCACGGAGUACUCUGUUGCGGUGUAUGCGAUGUAUGGGGAAGAUGCGAGUGAUCCAGCCAGCAUCCAGGAAACCACAUUGGCCUUGAGUCCUCCCAGAUACCUGAGCUUCUCCGAGCUCAGCCACGCAUCCGUCCGAGUCAGUUGGGAGGCUGCGUCUCCGGCCGUGAAAGCUCACCGCGUCACCUACGUUUCUAGCAGAGGGAGCAACACCGGGGAGGUAGAGGUUCCUGGCACUGCAACAUCCACUGUCCUGAGACCUUUGUCUUCCCUCACCCAAUACUUCAUCAGUGUCCGAUCUACAUAUGAUGAAGGGGACUCCUUUCCAAUUACUGGCAAUGUUACCACCUUGAAGGUCCCCUCUCCACGUGCACUGAAGGUUACCGAGCUCUCCGGGAACAGCCUCCGCCUGCAGUGGGAAGCUGUCGCUGCCUCUGAUGUGGUUGUCUAUCAGAUCAAAUGGAGCACAGUCGGUGGAGAGAAGCCUCAGGAGCUCUCCAUCACUGGAAAUGUGGCAACUGCUGUCCUGACAGGCUUGCAGAAGAACACCGACUAUAAAAUAUCCAUCUGGGCCUAUUACAAAGAUGGUGCUCGAAGUGACACGGUUUCUGUUCAGCACAGGACCAAUUCCCGGAGCCCACCCACCAACCUCUUCAUUGACUCCGAGACCCCCACCAGCCUCCAGGUCCACUGGACCCCCCCCGACGGCCGCGUACAGCACUACAAAAUCACCUACAACCCUGUUUCUGAUCCCAGCGCCCAGCAAACAAUCAUGGCUUCUGGCAAAAGCAGCAGCGUGACCCUGCAGUCGUUGCUGCCUGAUCGAGCCUACAAGGUGAUCCUUUCUGCCAUCCACUACACGGGAGAGAGCGAGAGCACGACCACAACGGGACGGACGGCUCCUGUGUUGUCUAAAUUCCCUUCAAUACGAGGAUUUGUUCCAUCUAAAACAGAGGCCUGCCCCACCAUCAGCUCUACCAAAGGCUCCGUACGAGGAUUUGAUAUGAUGGAAGCUUUUGGCUUAGUAGAGAAGGAAUACGCCUCCAUUAAAGGUGUAGCUAUGGAACCAUUUGUAUUCAGCGGGUCCCGUACCUUCACCCUGUUCAGAGACACUCAGCUCACCCAGAGGACCAGCGAUGUCCACCUCUUUGCAAUCCCACCCGAGCACACCAUCAGCAUCCUCCUGCGCCUCCUGCCCGAGACCCCCAAGGAGCCCUUCGCCGUGUGGCAAGUAACGGACGAGGACUUCCAGCCCCUCCUCGGCAUUAACCUUGACCCCAGUAAGAAAUCCUUGACCUAUUUCAAUCAUGACUACAAGGCUGAUUUACAGGAAGUCUCCUUUGACCAGCAGGAAGUGAAGAAGAUAUUCUAUGGGAGCUUUCAUAAGGUGCAUGUGGCUGUGAGCCACUUCAAGAUCAAACUCUAUCUGGACUGUAAGAAAAUAGCAGAGAAACCUAUCAACACCAUCGGCAGCAUCUCCACCGCUGGCUUCAUCAUGCUGGGAAAAGUGACCAGGACCAGAGGACCCAGGAGCGGGUCUGCAUCGUUCCAGCUGCAGUCUUUGCAGAUCAUGUGCAGCAGCGUAGGGGCAGAGGAAGACAGAUGCUGUGAUCUCCCUGCACUGAGGGAUGAGGAGACCUGCCCUACCUUAGCUCCUGCCUGCUCUUGUACUUCUGGCCGCCCGGGCUUGCCAGGACCUCCAGGGCCCCCUGGCAGCCCUGGGAGGAGAGGACCCCAAGGGGAGCAGGGGGAGCCAGGACCCAAGGGUGAACCAGGCCCACCUGGACAAGUAGGGCCAGAGGGUCCUAGUGGCCAACAAGGCUCUCCAGGUUCCCAGGGAAUCACGGUUCAGGGUCCUGUGGGACCACCAGGAAUUAAAGGAGAGAAAGGAGACACUGGAAGUCCUGGCAUGCAGGGCAUUCCUGGUGUGCAGGGAGCUCCGGGCAGGGACGGUCUUCAAGGUGCAAAGGGGGUGAGGGGACUAGAAGGCACAGCCGGGCCUCCAGGACCUCCUGGACCAAGGGGUUUCCAAGGAGUGACAGGCUCCCGAGGCAGCAGUGGGGAGAAGGGACCUCCAGGUGAUGUUGGGCCGACAGGGCUGCCAGGUCCAAAAGGAGAAAAAGGAGAGAAGGGGGAACCACAGUCCUUGGCCACAAUUUACCAGCUCGUUAGCCAGGCUUGUGAGCGGAUGAUUCAAACUCAUGUGUUGAAAUUUGACUCAUUCAUUCAUGAACAUGCAAGGAAGCCAGUUCCUGUUUGGGAAGAAAGGUUAAAGCCAGGAGAACCAGGACCACCAGGUCCUCCAGGUCCCCCUGGGAGCAUUGGAGAGAGAGGAAAAAAUGGCAUCCCUGGUCAGCCAGGCAAAGAUGGGUAUCCUGGAGAAAGAGGUGCCCCAGGGCCCAAAGGAGAAAAAGGGAUGUCUGGAGCCAGUGAGGAAGGGAUCCAAGGACCCAGAGGCAGAACAGGCCCGCCAGGAGAAGUUGUGCUGGGGAAACCAGGUCCAAAGGGUAAUCCUGGGAAUGCUGGUCCUCAAGGUUUUCCUGGUGUCAGAGGGCAGCCUGGGCAGUCUGGAUAUCCAGGGGGUUGUGAUAUCUCUGGAUGUUAUGGGGCAGGUAGAAGAGAUUUCAUUCCCUGAUGGCUGGUGCGGAAGUAGCUGAAGACAUUGAUUUGCCCUGGAAAUCUCUGGGUGCAAGUUCCACGUGCUCCAAGAGAAGCAGCCACCUGAACACCAGAUGUGUUGUUUGUGGGUUUUUUUUUUAAUAUCCCAUAAUUUCUAUAUGGACAAGUCCAUCAAACACUAAAGCCACCAGACCAGCCUGCGUUCAGAUGAGUCAUCCGUCUGUUUUUCAGCACUGGACAACUGCAGUGUUCAAACUCGCAUUGCACGUCCCACAGCAAGACAAAGACGGAGUCAGAGGUGCAGGCUGACAGACUUGUAAGAAAAAGAAAUAAUGUAUUGAAAUGCUCAGAAAUAACAGAU